Messenger RNA from Teleopsis dalmanni, 1300 nucleotides. RefSeq lists its product as uncharacterized. The coding region runs from base 121 to 1149 and encodes 342 amino acids. The record is from RefSeq and is a predicted model, not a curated record. The transcript has 2 exons. Lineage: Eukaryota; Metazoa; Arthropoda; Insecta; Diptera; Diopsidae.
UAUAUCUCAUCACAUAAAAUCUUUUGUGACGCACAAGCAUAAUAAUAUCAAGCCACAAAUUAUUUCUAAAGGGCUGUUAUACUUUAAAAUUAUUAAAGAAUUAGAGAGUUGUGAUUAACUAUGACUAAACCAUUGGAGACUGACAUUAUUGCAACAGAGAAGCAUAGAAAAUCAACUGUUUGGACAAAAAAUAAAAUUGGGCAGCUAAUUCAACUUUAUAGACAAAAUGAAUGCUUAUGGAAUUACUUCUCACAACAUUACAGAUGCAAAAAAGAACGCGAGAAAGCCAUCACAACCAUUUGCACCGAAUUAAAUAUAACUAAGUUUGAAUUUGGCAAGAAAAUUCAUAAUUUACGCAAUCAAUUUAAUACGGAGAAUAAAAAACUAGAGCGCAGAAUUGAAGAAGCUGGAGGAGACUCAGUCGAAAUUAAUGUCAGUCAAAGUUGUCGCUGGGAGCAUUUCGAGUCUUUAAUAUUUCUUAAAGAUGUAAUCGAGCCGCGACCAGGUGGAUUCCAAGCAGGACCACCAUCCAAAAAAAUGCUAAUAAAAACGGAGUGCGCAGAUCGUAUGAAAACCAAUAAAGAAAAUAGUGUAGAUUGGACUGCAGGUUAUACUUUCAAUGAAACAGUCACUAGUGAUGAAACUUUUACUCAACACUCAGAUCAGGAUGAUAUUCCUCAACAGAGUGAGGACGAUACAAAAUUUAAUUCCACCGAACCAAAGAGCGCAAAUAUUGAUGAAUUGGAACUCCAUAUUACUCCAAACAAAACUGAAGGCAAAAAAACUUAUUUUACUCUACAGCACGUGUCAAAAUCAUCAAUAGUAACAAAUCCUAAUACAAAACAUAUUCAGCAGGAUAUGAUAAUCAAUCCUAGCUCAACACAAACUACUCAAUUAUCUGCAGGAUCAGUUAUAGAAAUACCCAGUGCUAUAUCUACCACAGCACCUAUCCAGGAUGAACCAUUUAAUUCAACAAAUGUGGAGCAAAAAAGUAUACCAAUCAUCAGGGACCAAUGGGACGCUUUUGGGCAGCUAAUUGCCACAGAAUUUCAUAAUUUGAACUCAGAUGUGUCUCGCAGGAAACUUAAAAGGAAAAUAAUGCAAGCAAUGGUAGAAAUCGGAGAAGAGGACGACAUUAAUAGCAGUUAACAUUUUUAAAACUACGUACUUAUGUUGUUAAAUGUGCAUUGGAUGAUGGCAUUCAUUUUUUAUAUUAAAUUUUAUGAAUAUAAGUAUGUCAGGUACUAUUCAAUUGUCUUAGAAGUUUAAGAAACAAUUAUAUUGUAAAAUAUAAGCUACA